Thecamonas trahens ATCC 50062 is the source of this 717-nucleotide messenger RNA. RefSeq lists its product as uncharacterized. The transcript has 2 exons. NCBI's taxonomy places the organism in Eukaryota, Apusomonadida, Apusomonadidae. Bases 1 to 717 code for a protein of 238 amino acids. The record is from RefSeq and is a predicted model, not a curated record. Gene Ontology annotation, molecular function: transferase activity, transferring alkyl or aryl (other than methyl) groups.
AUGCCACCUGGUCUCGCACGGGUUCUGCUGUGGCUCGUUCACACGGCGUACGCCCUCGCCGUCGCCGCCGUCACCGCCUCUGCUGACCUCGCCACUCUUGGAGCCGCUGCUGCCGGUGAGCUCCUCCCGGACUCGGUCUGGCCGCCGCAAAAGACAGAGCUCCAUCCGCCGGAGCACCUUGCGUUGAUUGUGCCUACCAGUGCCCGGCGAGCGGUUCCGCACAUUCUUUCCUGGGCCGCUGACAUCGGGACGCUCAAGUGUACCGUGUACGAGACCGGGCCAUCGGCGAUGGCUCCGCUCGCGCUGACCGCAGCCGAAGUGGCGGCAGCGACGACGCCAGCCCCUGCGCGCGGCGUCGUCGUUCUGCCGAGCUCUGAGCCUGCUCCUCUCGACUCGGCCGCCACCGACGCCAUGUAUGUGCACCUCGAGGACGCGCGCUCGUUUGGCCCGGCGCCGCUGGCGGUGGCUGCGAAGCGACUCGCUGCUGACGUCACUGCCGGCAGACUCGCCGCCAGCGACAUCGGCGAGGGCCAUGUCGACGCCGCGCUUGGGGCUGAAGGCGUCGCUGGGCUUGGGCCGGUCGACGUUGCGCUGGUGGUCGGCGACGGCGGUGCACUUACAAUCGCCGGCUUUAAUCCGUGGCUCCUGGCCAACACCGAGUUUGUGGCGCUUGCGCCGCGCGGUGGCGCAGCGUUCAUUACCCGCGCCGACGACUGA